AUGGCCGAUGAACAAUUUCCCUGGCUCGAUUGGCCUCACCCUCAGAACUACGCGCCAACGAACAUGAGCCAAAAUACCCCUCGCGUCGAAGAGAAUUCAAAUUCCCACUGGCGAAGCCCCUUCUAUAACUCGUCCUCGAAUCCGAACGUACAGACCUCAGUGAACACCAACAACAGCAACAAUAACACUCAAGCUCAAUAUUACCCAACAUAUCAACAGCAGGAGGAAUCAUACGUGCGUCUCGAGGACGUAUUGCCGUACCCGUCGUAUCGGUGGGGACCGCCGCCGGCUCGUGAGUACCAGAGACAGGCGACCUACGCUGAAAGUCAGGGGUCAGGAUUGCCCACGACUUCACUUCCACAGCAAUCUCCGAAUCGCCCGACUAGUCGCCAGCUGCCAACUCCAAUGCCGCAAGCACAAUCGGGAUCCGGAGAGUCGAAUGCGGCUGAGGAGGCUUACUCUGGACACGAUGCCAAAAGACGAAAGGUGGAGGCGUCAAUCUUACAAACUGCCUCGCGGGCCGUACCCAAAGUAGCGUCGCCUGUUUAUUCGCAAGUUCGAACACCGGUUGUCCCACCAGAUAGUCAAACUUCGAACUACAAUACAACCCAGACGCCUAACCCUCCCAUCUCGCAGCCUGCAGCGCAACCGGCUGUUCAGCGUACCUCCCAGCUGACUCCACAAAGGCCCGGCUCCCAAUAUGUUGCGCCGACCCAAGCGCGGCCAACAGCACAAGUACAACCUCAACGUACUGCAUCUCCAGCAAUGCAAACACAACGGGUCUCUCAGUAUGCGCCGCAGGCUCAGCAGAAAGCCACCCCAAGAGCUACGUCAAGCUCUAGUCCGCAGAUCAACGCGCAGCAGCUGUCUCGGCGCGCUUCACAAUAUGCUUCGCCGCAGACCUCAUCUCAGACUCUCCCAACUACUGUCGCGCCUUCGGCUACGCAGUUCACAGCGCAGCAACACGCACAGCCCCCCUCACAGCCUAAAUCACAGUACGCUUCGCCAAACCCACCGCCUCAGUCUCUUCCCCAGACAGUCGCGCCUUCAGAUACACAGAUUAGGCCGCCACCGCCAUAUAUUCCACCUUCUAGACCGUUCCCGCAAAUGCAGGCCCAGGCUCAUCCGCAAAACUCUCGACAAUCGGCCCCGCAGCCGGCAAGUCAGGCAACAUCCACCAACAAACAAGCAACCGAGCCUGCGACCAAAGCUGCUUCCCAACCCGCCUCUCGACCUUCGACUCAACAACCUACCUCGCAGUCUGUUCCACCCCCAGCAAAAACUGCCACACCACCCGUACCGCAGCAGGUGCCGCAGACUUUACCACAUCAAAGGCCCCCGUCCACUCAAACAGUCCCAUCUGGCCCCGCUUCGUCUCAACCUCAGCAGCCCGCAUCGCAUCUUCAGCCGCCUGGCCCUCAUGGAAGAUUUGCAGCCUACACGUUCAAACCCGAGAACCCUUCAGACAGAACGCAUUUGAAACGCCGUUCAGAUAUAGUGAGCAAAUUAAACGAGGCGGACGCAGCCCAGAAAACUGCGUAUGAGCCGCAGACCAUUGCCAGGGACAUUCUCAUUGCGGCUGGCCGUCAUCCCACAGAGGCCUGCCUGAACCAUCAUCUACUUCGCCUGCGUGAUGUUUUUACCGCGGUAGACAUGAACUCGGAUCUGGCGACGUUUAAAUGGGAUCUAGUCGACCCAGGCCACCCGUCACGUGAAACGCUGGCGAAAGUCGCCAAGCACAGAGCUGCUAUGCAAACCAAGCAAACGGCUCCACCGCCCGCGCCCGCAGUGCAAGUCGCGCUGCCCGUCAACAACACUUUCAUCCCGCAGCAACCAAGCCAAAGGCAACACAACCCCUCUCCGCCAACCUUGCAGCACGUCCAGCCGCCCCCGCCGCCGCCGCCGCCGCCGCAGCAAUCAAAAUUUCGAGUACAGCCACAGGUUCAGCUCCAAAGUCAACAGCCAGUGCCCUCGCCCGUUCCUCAGCGGGUAUCGCAAACUCAGAAUACACCCAGUACGCCCAAUACGCCCAAUACGCCAAACUCAAUGGAGAAGAAACGUCGUGGAAGACCGCCUGGGAGCACAAACAAACCCAAGGUUCCUGCUGCUCCAGUCGCGCCGCCACAGCCUACUUCGUCCUAUCCUGUCUUUGCGUGCCGGUGGAACAACUGUCAGUCGGAGCUACACAACCUCGAUGUACUCAAGAAACAUAUCUUCAAGAGCCAUGUUUCACAUCAAAUCACCUGCGGCUGGAAAAACUGCCAAUUCACGGGGACCUUGCCGGCUGCGGAGCUGAUGAAGCACGUCAAGAAAGAACAUCUAGAUUCUCUUGCGUGGAAGCUGGGUGACGGGCCAGCUGUGGCUACAAGUGUGGAUCUGGAUUCUAGCUCAAGCACAGUGCCUUUGACGAUUCCGGAAUCCAACCAGCCUGGAAACGAAGAUUCGCUCAUCUUCCCUGCCGACUACCGUUCCAUUCGCGCCUUUAACAAAGUCCACGGAAACAGUUCGCAGCAGGAAAAGGCUCAGGAGAUCUUUAGGGCAGUACAACGGCUGAAGGAACAUAUUGGUGUCGGUCUCGAUCCGGGUGGCUGUGAGCUAGCGAGCCCUUUGCGCAAUCAAAGGGUGAGCACUGAGGAGGACGUUUAUGAAGUGCGCUCGGCAUCUUGA
This is a messenger RNA of Aspergillus mulundensis, 2667 nucleotides long. Its product is annotated as putative C2H2 finger domain protein. The transcript has 2 exons. Bases 1 to 2667 code for a protein of 888 amino acids. NCBI's taxonomy places the organism in Eukaryota, Fungi, Ascomycota, Eurotiomycetes, Eurotiales, Aspergillaceae. The record is from RefSeq and is a predicted model, not a curated record.